Messenger RNA from Blastomyces dermatitidis ER-3, 2481 nucleotides. Its product is annotated as class V chitinase, variant. NCBI's taxonomy places the organism in Eukaryota, Fungi, Ascomycota, Eurotiomycetes, Onygenales, Ajellomycetaceae. The transcript is spliced from 3 exons. The record is from RefSeq and is a predicted model, not a curated record. The coding region runs from base 1435 to 2325 and encodes 296 amino acids. Gene Ontology annotation, cellular component: extracellular region. Gene Ontology annotation, molecular function: chitinase activity; chitin binding. Gene Ontology annotation, biological process: carbohydrate metabolic process; chitin catabolic process.
GUAAAUCGAGAAGAAAAAGAAAAAGAAAGAUAGAAAACACAGACAUCUGUUUGAUGUCUCUCUGUUCAAACACACAGCACUCAGGAGCUUUUUAAAAGCGCCGGGUUUGUGAUCACUGAGAAGAAAUACUACAUGUACUCUUUUUAGUAUCUCAGAAAAACAUUAGGCCUCACCUUCUUUGCACUCAAAUGAGGCCUCUUCUUCACUAGUUUCUACCCCGGGAUCUACUAUUUAUUCACUCUUGAUCCACAUAGUUUAUUCAUAAGGCGUCUAAAAACCCCCUCCGUCAUAUAUAUGUAAUUCCAUCGCUGCUGUUGGUAGAGGUUCUUGCAGAGGAAAAUGGAAAGGAAAAGUUAAAUAGUUAAUCCCCAGGAUUUCCAUGCUAGUGCGAUAAUCGCCACUACUACGGCAGAUACCCGCUUCCCUAAAAUUUUCCUACCCUGGGGUAAAAUAAAAAAAAAUAACCCAAGAGGCGAAUGGGAGUUGUGUCGCCGAUGCGCUGAGAGCUCGCAUCGUGACUUUGAGGAAGAAAGCGGGAAGGUUUGGCCCUGCUUUCUAUCUGUGUUGGGAUAAUUCCAAACCUCCAGCAUAAUGAAAACGGAUUCAGCCCUUUCAGUUUUCAUUCUGGUCCUUUCAACCCUCGUUUUCUUCCGCAGGGCCUGAAACUGGCGGGACUAGGUGUUCCUUGACCUCGUUCUCUGCAUAUAUAUAUAUUCCUAUAACUAUAUCCAGGUAUCCAUACCCAGCUGCAACCGCCUAGCGAUUUUCUCAUUCUCGAACCUCCAGUACCAAACAGCCCAAGACUCUCUAGAACAACCCCUUUGUCUUGUCGAAUCACUGCUUUCUCCUAUCUUAGUGAUAGAGAUUUUGUUUUCUAGAACGGACUAGGCACCCAGUCAGGGCCCUGAAUCGCCUUUGCUCCGCUUGAUCGCUCCUGAUGUACCCCUCUAUGGGACCUCCCUCCGGAGUUCUAGGUUUCAUGAACCUUCCGACCAGGACCUCAUGCAGGGAGCUUCCCCUGGAAUGCCGAUGCACUGGAAUGCGGUGUACUAUGCCAAUUGGCGGGCCAAUAACAUACCGCCUCCCUCAGCGUUGAAUCUAGGUUAUAUAUCCCAUAUAUUCUACGCUUUUGCUUGGGUGAAAGAGGACGGUAACGUCUCUCUUAGCAACGAAUGGGUGGACGAAUACCAGCCAGUCGAUGGCACUCAGGGAUAUCUUCGGGCACUCGUCCAGCGGAAACACGACAGCCAGGUAAAAGUGCUCCUUUCGAUCGGGGGCGGGGGCAUAGGCAGCAAGAAUUUCGCAGAGGUCGCUGGGAACCCAGCAGCAGUUGAGAGAUUUCUAUCAAGCGCCACAGAGCUGGCGAAUAAAUUUAACCUUGAUGGGUUUGAUAGUACGGAAAACCCUUCCCGAUAGGCUGCCCCAACCCCGAGGAUGGUUUCAGUUCAUAUGGGUGACAAGCAAAGACAAUAUUCCGCUAACAAGUAUAAAAAAAAAAAAAAACAAAACAAAACAGUAAACUGGGAACACCCCGAAACCCUCGAACAGGGCUACGACUACAACACCCUCCUGUACCGCAUGCGCGAAAAAUUCCCAAGCCCAACCUACCUCCUCACCACCGCCCUCUCAGCCGGCCAAUGGGUCCUCAACAAAAUAAACCUUGUCGAAGCCCACCUCUAUGUCGACCUCAUCAAUCUCAUGACAUACGACUUCUCCGGCCCCUGGAUGCCUCACAGCGGGCACCACGCUCAACUCUACGCACCACCACCGCCACCGCAACCGGCGCCAUCAGGAGUGCCAGGCCCGCCGCAAACUGCGGCGGCGACGAAUAGUACAUGUACCAUGUCGUGCUCCUCAGGGGUCGCCUAUCUGUUAAGCUGGGGCGUGCCCGCCGAUAAAAUCCUCCUAGGCAUUCCCGCGUACGGUCGUGCGUUCCCGGGGGCGUAUGGGAUUAAUCAGCCGUACGAUAGAGGGGGCGAGGAGAAGGUGUUUGAUUACCGUGAGUUACCGCUGCCCGGGACAGAGGAGGUGCACGAUGACGUGGUUGGUGCGGCUUAUUGUGUUGAUGUCGGCGGUGGGGGAGGAGGAGGUGGUGGUGGUGGAGGGGGGGGAGGGGCCGGGUUCAUUUCGUACGAUUCGCCGCGGACAGUAACGCAAAAGGCACAUUUUGUAUCGGAGUUUGGCCUGGGGGGGCUUUUCUAUUGGCAUAUCGCGACGGAUGCGGGUGUGGAGACGAGGAGGAGUCUGGUGGCCACUGGGUAUUGUGCGCUGCAUCCGUGGAUGAUUUCUACGUCGAAUGAGAGGAGGUGGGGGAGAGAAAGAUGAUGAUGUUGAUGAUGAUAGUUUCGGGCGUUUGGGUGGGAUUCAUAAUAAUGGAAUGACUUUAAUCAGAAGAAAGGCAUACAUGCAUCACUCUCAUUUACCCCCUUUUUCCCCUCCCUUCAAUUCUAUUGUUGUCUCCCCGGCGGGUUGUAUUACGCC